This is a messenger RNA of Marasmius oreades (fairy-ring Marasmius), 1194 nucleotides long. RefSeq lists its product as uncharacterized. NCBI's taxonomy places the organism in Eukaryota, Fungi, Basidiomycota, Agaricomycetes, Agaricales, Marasmiaceae. The coding region runs from base 1 to 1194 and encodes 397 amino acids. The record is from RefSeq and is a predicted model, not a curated record. The transcript has a single exon.
AUGUUAAAAACAUGGCUUUCCAGGUCUAUACCUCUCCCAAUAUCCUGUCAUAUCGACUUGAAUGACCCGGGGGAACGCGGAGAUGAACCAGAGCACAGCAUCAUAGCCUUGCUCAUAAGAGAUUCUCAUCGGUGGCUCGAUAUCACUUUCAGGUUGGGUCGAAGACCCGAUCUUUACUAUAAUAUUGCCACAAUCCAAAGCCCUCUCCCGUUGCUACGUUUCUUCGAGAUUUCAGCCAACUUAGGGUCUGCUAGUAAUCGCCUCACAUCCUAUGAAAAUUCGACGUUCGCAUCUGCCCCAAACUUGGCCGAGGUUCUCAUCGAUGUCAAUGUUGAUGCACGUUCACCUCUUCGUUUUCCAUGGCACCAACUGCGACUUUAUCACUGCUCGAACAUGAACUUGUUCCUUGAAACGGCCGUCGAUUUGCAGAACCUUACCCAUCUCAUUUUAUUCCAGUCUUUCCACGAUUUUUCGACUGCUUCUCCCCAGCAAGUCUCGCUGGCGAGAUUGCGUCGCUUGGAGAUAGACUUGCAGUACACAGCGCCAGUGGCAGACCUUCUGGAUAUCAUGUUCCUUCCAUCUCUUCAAGAGCUCAAAGUCGAGUCGUCUGGUCUUAGUGCCGAGUCCAUUCUGUCGUCAAUCGGUCAUCUUCAGCAACGCAGCUCAUGUCGACUGAAGCAAUUAUUUGUUUCGGUGGAGAUUAUUAGUAUGUUGCUUAGUCGGCCAGAGCUUGGGAAAUCCCUCGACGCCGUCGAAGAGCUCCAUAUCCGUUUCGACCCCCUGACACCCGAUGCGGGUCUGAAGUUUCUUCAUGACCGGUCUGCUUUUCCUCGUUUGAAGGCUCUGUAUCUCGUCGUACACCUGCUUCAUACAUAUGUCCAUCCUGACGAUAACCCUUGCUUUGACGAAAUUGCCGACGUGGUUACGGCGAGGAGAAUUCCGAACCAAUGGGAUGUUCAGCUUGAACGUGUGUCGCUCGAUACUGCGACGAUGUACAACUCUGAAUUCUACGGGUGGAGAAAACCAAGGAUUCCUGCCAGUGUAAGAGGAAUUCGGCGGGUGACCGAGUUGCAGUCGCAGGGACUGGUGUUACUCGAGUCCAUUGUUGAUGGUACGUUGUGUCCGGUUCUCAAAAUUGCCAAACUUUGGGACCGUCAACGCGUAGACCGGGAUGCGGCUCGGUAUCUGUUAUGA